AUGAUGGAUGCACAUGUGGAACCCCUCCCAUUCGCUCAGACAAGAAAUCCAUCGCAGGAGCAGCCAAGUGGCGAUAUCCACAAAUCUUCAUUUGCUGGCACCCGACAAACGUCUGAAGAUAGCAAAAAUAUCAGAUUCCUUGAUACAGAUCUCAUAGAUCACGAGCAUCCCCAUCGUACUCAUCACCUAUCACUUGCAGACACCAGUAAAUGGCAAAAUGUACGACGAAGGAUGUCUAUCAAACCAAUAGGGCUUACUAAAAUACGGGUACCAGGACAUCUUAACUACAAAGAAAUCCGACAUCGUUUCGAAAGGCAAAGUACAUUUCAUGGCAUAAGUCAUGCUGCCCUCGCACCAAAUAAACGGUGGAGAAUCUUUUGGUACACAGCAUUUUGGCUGUGUUUCUUGUGCCUAGCUGUACAAAUAUUCUUUCUUGUGAUAAAGUAUCUACAAUAUGCAAAGACUGUUGAUCUCGAUUUGAAAUUUGAAAAUGCUCCAUUCCCUUCUAUUACGUUGUGUAAUUUGAACCCCUACAAGAAAAGCGCAAUCAAUCAAAAUCCGGAAACAAAGGCGAUGAUAGAUGCAUACUCUAAACGAAUAUCUACUGAUAGGACAGAAGGCGUAGCUGCUGCUUUGGCAACACAUUUGCAUACGAAAGACAAUACUUGGAAGGAAAAGCUUUGCAUAGAAUGUGUUGAUGGAACAGGACACUGUCCCAUGCGUUUCUACCGCGGAAAUCAAAAGUACGAAGACAUAAAAGAGGAAGUAGACCUCUGCCUCUGCCACAAAGAGUACAAUCACUGCGUUGCUUCUCGUGAAGAUGGUGUGAUCAUUGAAAUCAGUCCGAGUGAUGAGCUUGAUACCCUCAAUAUCACUGCACGUAGUGAAGCUCAGCUAAUAAAAACGCAAGAGAAAACCACGACAACAACGACUACAGAAGCUCCGCAAGUCACGCAAGCCCUCGGAUACGAGAACCUCACCGACGAGAUAGCAAUAGUAACACAAGCACAGCAAAAUCUCAUGUUUGCUGUUGGAUCUAUGACACCACAGCAGAAGGAAACUAUGUCACAUCCACUGGAUGAACUCGUUCUCAAAUGCUCAUUCAACCAAAAAGAUUGCGACAUGGAGAAGGACUUCACUUUGUACUACGAUAAUACGUACGGGAACUGUUACACUUUCAAUCAUGGCGGAGCUUCAUCUCAUCGAGCUGGUGCAAAUUACGGAUUACGAAUUCUACUGUAUGCGAAUGUGAGCGAAUACUUACCAACGUCCGAGUCAGUAGGCUUCCGAAUCACAGUGCAUGACAAGCAUAUAGUACCAUUUCCGGAUGCUUUUGGCUACAGCGCACCGACUGGUUUUAUGUCAUCCUACGGUGUCAGAAUGAAACAAUUUAUCCGAUUGACCGCGCCGCAUGGACAUUGCAAAGAAGGGGGAGAAGAUGACCCAAAUUUUAUCUAUAAAGGAUUCAACUACUCCGUUGAGGCUUGUCACCGAAGCUGUGCGCAGAAAGUUAUCAUGGAGAUGUGCAAGUGUGGAGAUCCAAUGUUUCCGAUUCCCCACAGCACGGGAAUGAGAGGAUGUCACGCUACAAACGCAGAAGAACGUGAUUGUUUGAGGAAUGCAACACUCUAUCUCAGUGAAGUUUACACCAAAGAUAAAGAUGGCAUUCCCGGCUGCUACUGUCACCAACCAUGCAAGGAGACUAACUACGAAGUAACCUAUUCCGCAGCAAGAUGGCCGUCCGGCUCUGCAAAAGUCAUGGAUUGCAAUCCUGGCGACUACCUUUGCCUAGAGAAAUACCGCAAAAACGCUGCCAUGAUCCAGAUAUUCUACGAAGAGUUGAAUUACGAAACACUGCAGGAAACACCAGCCUAUACACUUACAAGCGUGCUUGCCGAUCUCGGUGGUUUGACCGGUUUGUGGAUCGGUGCCUCUGUAGUCAGUCUACUUGAGAUAUUCUCGCUGAUAGUGUUUGCUUCACAAGCGUACGUGAGAAACAGGAAAGGAUCAAUAGCAGCUCCCUCGCUGAAUCAGAUCAAAAAAGCGUCGCGCGCGUCUGUACAGGCACUGCAGAAGGCCAGCCUAAGCACACGAUUAUCCGUGCAGGACAUUCUAUCUCUGCACUCCAAUCAUUCUUCAAAAUCAAAGCAGUCCAUUGUGAUCGAGGAUCUACCGUCUCCGAUACAGGAGCAAACGGAUGAUGAAGAAACAUCAUCAGGAAGUGCUGGGACUGCGGCGAGUUGCCGGUACCUUCCUCCAGGUGAGGAACUUCCGUGCCUCUGCAAAUACGACAGCGUUGGGAACAUUCGCGUCAUGAAGGCGCUCUGCCCCGUCCACGGUUACAUGGUCAGGAGAAACUACGAUUACAGUUGUUCUAACAGCGAUGAGGACGGAGGAUUGGAAAACGACGAGGUACAUAAGGAAGAACCUUACUACCCUGAACCGUAUAUACCUAGAAGGGACAGCUCAAUCAGGAAGAAGAAGCAUAAAAACAAAACGGGUGGAAACGGGCAAAUGUCUGAGCAGAAAGCUACCGCAGGUUCAUCAGAUGAACUCUGAAGACGUGAAAGCGAAUGAGAACGCAGCUAGAUAUGCAACAUAUCUCAUCUACUUUUCAUGUUUUAACUUCGCACCAUUCAAGAAAAAUCUGUGAUCUUUUCAAUAAAUAAAUGUAUUUAAAAGCGG
Messenger RNA from Cylicocyclus nassatus, 2685 nucleotides. NCBI's taxonomy places the organism in Eukaryota, Metazoa, Nematoda, Chromadorea, Rhabditida, Strongylidae. The record is from the annotation of a GenBank genome assembly.